Rosa rugosa (rugosa rose) is the source of this 513-nucleotide messenger RNA. Its product is annotated as transcriptional corepressor LEUNIG-like. Gene Ontology annotation, molecular function: transcription corepressor activity; protein binding. Bases 1 to 309 code for a protein of 102 amino acids. Lineage: Eukaryota; Viridiplantae; Streptophyta; Magnoliopsida; Rosales; Rosaceae. The transcript is spliced from 2 exons. The record is from RefSeq and is a predicted model, not a curated record.
AUGUAUGGAUGUCAGCAAAGGUACAGAUCCAAUUGUUCUCUCUCGCCUUUUAAUUUGAAGUUGAUUCAAGGGUUCACAUUUACAGAAGUAAACUCUGUCAAAGUUACUAGUUGUCACUUCUUAUUGGAUGGAAAACUUCUUACUAGUGGUGGCCAUGAUAAAGAGGCUAUAUUAUGGUACACUGAUACUCUGAAGCCAAAAUCUACACUUGAAGAACAUUCAGCUUUGAUAACUGAUGUUCGGUUCAGUCCGAGCAUGCCACGUCUUGCAACAUCUUCAAUCAACAAAACUGUCAGUCUGGGAUGUUGAUAAUGUGAGUGUAAUAUUAUGAUCUUUUCCAUCAUAUUGUCAUAUUGUGCAUAGCUUGUGCUUUGUUAUCGAACAUGUCUAGAGUAAUCAAUAUUUAUAUUUCUCGAUUUUGAGUAAUCAUAAUACUAUUUGUUUCUUACCCUUAUCUUCGGAAAUCUUUCCAGUAUGAGCUUAUCUCGGUUGGUUAACCUUUAAUUUUUUUCU